GUUUAAUUCAUCAGAUCAUUCCCAAUCAUUUAUGACCACCAAGCCUAUAUCAAGUAGCACUCAAAAAAGAACUAAAACAACUGAAGCAGUUAAAUUCAAGAACAAUCAUAUUAGAUCUAAUGUAAGCCUGCCAACUGAACUACUUGCAAAAACUAAUGAAUUAUUAGUUCCUGAGAAAAAUAAUUUAAGCUGUGGUGCAGAUAAAUUAAAGGAACAAAACGCUCAACAAAUGCAAAAUUCAAUGAAUACUGCUAAUAUCAAUAUCUCAGAAUUUGCUGAUCAGGUUCUUUCAAAAAUGGAUUAUUUUUACAAAAGAAUGUACAACUUCAUGGCUUUUAGCAAUACGGAAUUUCAAAAUUUAACUCAAGGACAAGAAGAAAUAAAAAAAUUAAUCAACACUGCCAAUAUGAUUACUACUGAGCAUUCAGAUGAUUUUGAACCAUAUGGUUAUUGUUGGCCUAUUUCUUCAUUUGAAGAGCUUGAGGAGAUUGAGAAUAAGCUUUGCGACAGAGAUUUUAAAAACAAACUUGUAAGGUUUUAAAGAAACAGUACAUAAUCUAAUGAUAAAUAUUUGGCCAAAGUUUGUGUUAAAUUGAUUAUUAAAUAAUAUGAUCUGGUUCAAAUGACAUUUGUCAAACAUUUGAUUGAUGUUUGCAAGUGUAAAUAAAGUUGUAUACAAAUAAUGUACAAUUUUUUAAAAAAACUAACAAAUAUUUGACAAAUAACGUUUAAAUGUUAUAAUGUUUUCUGGGUAUAGACUCACCCGGUAUAUGUAGAGACUCACCCGGCAUAUGUAUAGACUCACUCGGAUAACAAAGACUCACCCGGCAUAUGUAUAGACUCCCAGGUACAUAUAGAGACUCACUCGGCAUAUAUAUAGACUCACUCGGACAACAAAGAUUAACCCGAUAUAUAUAGAC
Acyrthosiphon pisum (pea aphid) is the source of this 920-nucleotide messenger RNA. RefSeq lists its product as uncharacterized. The record is from RefSeq and is a predicted model, not a curated record. Bases 32 to 541 code for a protein of 169 amino acids. The transcript is spliced from 4 exons. Lineage: Eukaryota; Metazoa; Arthropoda; Insecta; Hemiptera; Aphididae.